AUGAUGGAACUUUCCCAUAGUUUGAUUUUAAAUGAAGAAGCUCUUCAGCAAAUUCCUGAGCCCAAAAGGCCUGUUUUCAUCUUUGAAUGGCUAAGGUUUUUGGACAAAGUUCUAGUUGCUGCUCAAAAGUCUGAUAUCAAGGGAUGUCAAAAGAAACUUGUUGAGCAACUUACAAAACAGAUGAAUGAAUCACCUGGACCACCUACAAGGAAGCUGAUUGGUCGCUGUCUUGCUACUCUUUUCAAUGUUGGAGAUGCGUCUUUAUUGUUUGACACAAUCAAUAAGUGUAAUGAUAUUAUUCGAAAUAAGGACGAUUCUCCAAGUUUCGUCGCUAUAAAGUUAGCUGCUAUUUCCUGCUUGGGUACAAUGUAUCAGCAGCUAGGUCGAAUGACUGGAAGAUCAUAUGAAGAAACAGUUUCUAUAUUGCUUAAGUCUUUGAAAAGCGCUGAAUCCCAAACUAGGUGUGAAAUAAUGGUGACGAUGGAAAAAAUUGUUUCCGGGCUUGGUAACGCUGCAGUUUCCGUUCACAAAGAUAUUUUCAAAGCUUUAAAACAUUGCCUAACAGAUCGUGUAAUGACUGUUAGAUGUUCUGCUGCGAAGUGUUUGCAAGAAAUGCUGAAACACUCUCCUUUCCUGUAUACUACAGAUUUAGAGACCGUAGCUUCGUUAUGUUUUCGAUCUUUUGAAGGAUCAAAUUACGAAGUUAGGUGUGCAGUGUCAGAACUUUUGGGCAUUGUAAUGGCUACCACUCAACAAGCAUCUCAUCCUACUGUAGGCAAAAAUCGAUUACCCACCUUGGAGGAAGUUCUAGGGCUGAUGGCAUCCGGGUUCCUUCGUGGCGGAAUUGGAUUUCUCAAAGGCAGUGCUGGUGAAAUGAUUAAAGGAGGGUCCUCUGUUAGUAGGGAAAUACGUGUUGGUGUCACACAUGCUUACGUUGUCUUCAUUCAGAAGCUCGGAGGUCCGUGGCUGGAAUCGAACCUAACCAUAUUACUUACCCACUUGUUAGAACUUGUCAUUAACCCAAAGGCUGUUCCUACCCACGUUGAUGCUGUGUAUAGUAGAAAAUGUGUUAACUUCAUUCUUCAGGCUGUUCUUGGUAGGCUCCUUGGCGAAACAGCUCAAGCUUCCGCCUGCAAAGAGCUAGUUCGCAUUAUUAUAAAACACGUCAAUGAAGAUAGCACUUCUGAUACGUCAGGAAAAGACAAUUCACAGGAUGCCUCUUUAAGUCAGCAUGUUUUAGUCUGUUCCUUGCAACAAUUGGGUGCUUUAAUAAGUGUCCUUGAUACAACUGCUACAUCAAUAGUUUGUGAUCCUUCAACAGGAAUCGUAGAAUCGGUGGUAUCUGUUCUGGUGCAUUCGAGUUCCGCCGCUCGUCUGGCCGCCGCGUGGUGCCUGCGCUCAAUCACGAGUGCCGUGCCUUCACAGUUGACUCCCUUGCUCGAAAGAUGUUCCGACAGGCUCGAAGUGCUCAAGUCGUCUCCCGAAGCGAUUGCGGGCUAUUCUGCUGCGCUGGCUGCUCUGCUCGGUUCUUCUAGAAACACCCCUCUGGGGAUACCUCAGAAUCGUGGCAAGAUGAUAUUUAAUGUGGCUGAAGAUUUGCUCAGAAGUGCUUCUCAAAACACUCGCCUCUCUCUUCAACGUACCCAAGCUGGAUGGUUAAUGAUUGGUUCCGUCAUGACAUUAGGUUCCUCUGUGGUUAAGGGGCUUUUACCUCGAAUGCUACUUUUGUGGAAGAACUCAUUUCCAAGGUCAAAUAAAGAACUUGAACAGGAAAGGCACAGAGGUGAUGCGUUCACAUGGCAGGUGACUUUGGAGGGUAGAGCUGGAGCUCUUGCUGCUAUGGGCAGCUUUCUCCUGCACUGUAAAGAUUUGGUAAAUGAGGAUGUCAUACGUCGCCUUCUUUCACCCAUUGAAUCAGCUCUUGCCAUGCUCGUAAAUGUUGGUCAUGUUUUUAAAUCUUAUGGUCAACAUCUGAAAGCCUGUGCAGCAAUGGUCAGAAUGAGAUUAUAUGAAGUGCUAUCUUUGUUGCCUCCAAAAUCUUACGAAGGUACUUAUAACAGUUUGUUAAGACUGUUAGUAGCAGAAUUCACUUUGACCGAAAACCCAGCCAAUACUACAACUUCUUUGCUGCGCAGUCUAUGCCACAUAAAUGACAGUAUUAUUCUGGGAUUUUGGUUGCAAGAAACAGAUCAUAAAGCUAUUGAAGAUCAAAUGGAACCUAACAGGCGUCUGGAUAGGGACAAUUUGCAACCUAAUAGUGCUUCAGGAUCUGGAGCCCUUGAACAUGAUCAUACAGCUCUUUAUAAAGUGUUAAAAAAGGAGAAAUUUAUUCCUGACCCUCUACCAUUGGGAGUUGCUGUGAUCGAUAUGUCUGUCGUUCUGUUCGGAUUGGUCUUUCCGGUUGUUGCUUUCAAACACAGGCUUCAGAUGCUGGAGCAUUUUUCCGAGUGCAUAAGACAGGCAAAAGCUACCAGACAAGAAGCUGUACAGAUCAAUAUUUUUACUGCUUUACUAAAUGCUCUUAAGGCACUUGUUGAAACUAAAUGUAACUUGGGCUCUGAAGAUGUCAGGAAGGCUGCCAUACGUUUGAUACUAAGAUCUCUUAAUCAUAGUAAUCCCAUUCUGAGAUGUGCAGCUGGAGAAGCUUUAGGAAGAAUGGCUCAAGUUGUCGGAGAUGGUCGUUUUGUUGCAGAAAUGGCCCAACACAUGUUUGAUAGAUUGAAAUCUGCUCGUGAUGCUGCAUCUCGCACUGGCCAUUCGUUAGCGUUGGGUUGCCUGCAUCGUUAUGUUGGCGGGAUGGGUACCGGCCAACAUUUAAACACAAGUGUUAGCAUAUUAUUAGCUUUAGCGCAGGAUACUAAUGCACCUGUUGUUCAAUUAUGGGCUCUCCAUGCUUUAUCAAUGAUAGCUGAUUCUGGUGGACCCAUGUUUAGAACCUAUGUGGAGCCCACGCUAUCUAUAGUUUUAAAAUUGUUGUUGCACAUGGCACCAACUCAUAUUGAUGUUCACCAGUGCAUUGGAAAGUGUCUUACUGCUUUGAUAUCAACUGUGGGGCCUGAGUUACAAGGAAAUUCAUUAUCUGUUUGUACUACAAGAUCAUCUUUCCUGGUUGCCUGUGCUAUUAUGCAGGACCAUGGAAACCCGUUAGUGCAAGCUGAAGCGAUAGCUUGCUUACAGCAACUUCAUAUGUUUGCUCCUCGCCAUGUCAACUUAUCUAGUCUGGUACCAACACUAUGCUGUGCACUGCACAGCUCUCAUUUGCUGUUACGUCGAGCUUCAGUUGCUUGCCUCAGACAACUUGCACAGCGAGAAGCUUCGGAAAUAUGCCUACAUGCAUUAUCGUGGUCGAAAGAAAGUAAUUCUUCAUCCAAUAGUGACAAAGAUUAUCUUAGUGCGAAAGGUUUAGAAGGAGUUCUCUUUUCAAUGCUGGACUCUGAAACUGAUACGUGUCUUGUUGCCGACACUCAUGAUACUCUUAUGAGCAUGCUGCAAACACUUGCUGAAGAAAGUGUUGGACAUUGGUUGCAAUUAUGUAAAAGUGUCCUUACAGCUGCAGAUCUAGCAUCAUUAAAAGAAGAGAAGGAGGACAAUAAUGAAACUGAAAAUGAUGUGGAUGCUGAUGAUGAAGCAAGGUUUAAAGCGAGUGAGGAAGGCUCUCGUACAUUUGUUUCCCCACGGUGGUCAACAAGGGUAUUUGCAGCAGAAUCUUUGCAGAGGAUUAUUACUGUUUGUGAAGGAAAAUAUGUCCAUUUUGACCUUUCCCUUGCUAGGGAAAGUAAAUUGGUAGAUAAGAAAGAUUACUUAGUAUUUUACCUUUCUGAUUUGAUUCGAAUGGCAUUUAUGGCUGCUACUUCAGAGAGUGACAGUUUGAGAAUUGAGGGGCUCAAAGCAUUGCAAAUGGUAAUUAAUAGAUUUUCAAAAGUGCCAGAGCCAGAAUUUCCUGGUCAUGUUAUACUGGAACAGUACCAAGCACAGGUUGGUGCAGCUCUUCGUCCAGCAUUUUCACCUGAAACACCUUCUCAUAUCACAGCAUUUGCAUGUCAGGUUUGUAGUGCUUGGAUUGGCUGUGGUGUUGCUAGAGACCUAAAUGAUUUACGAAGAGUGCACCAAUUGCUUGUUUCCUCUCUGGAAAAGCUUCACAAAGCAUCUGGUACUUUAGUUUAUAAUGAGAGUGCUUCUACAAUGGAAAAAUUGGCAAUUUUAAAAGCUUGGGCUGAAGUAUAUGUUGUCGCAAUGAAUAGUUGUAAACAGGAAGAUAAAAAUUCAGCCGACACAGAAGAAAGUUUAUUGCGACUUGUUUCUCCAGAGCUUUCCUUACUCAGCAUUUACUGGUUGGCAUUUUUAAAAGACUAUGCUUUACUAUCACUCCCAUCUGAAUUUCGUUCUCAACUUCCACAUGAAGGGGGUGCAUUCUAUAGUUCCGAUACAAUAGACACUGUUAGAAAAUAUUACCAAAGUACUUGGCCACCAGUACUAAAUGCAGCAACCCUUUGGCUUUGUUGUGGAGGGUUUGAGUUAACAGGGGAAAAUCCAACUCAAAGUUUACCACGUAACCUGAAAACUUACGUCGCCCAGAGCAAUAAAAGUGCCAAUGAAAUAAACAGUGAUUAUUUUCAUUUAGUCUUUGGGAUUUGCUUGGAAGCAUUAUGCAAUUCAUAUACCAGCUCUACUCCUGAUUGUGUAACCGUGUGUCUUAAUUCAUUGAUACAAUUGCUAAAUCAUCGCCUGCCUUCUAAACUGCUUGGCAAAGAUGUUCAGUUGUCUAUUGAGCUUGCAAAUGUACUGCACAGGCUUCUACUAACUACAGAAAACAGUGAUACUCAAUUAUCUGUGAUUGAAGUUGCCCAACUUUUAGUUGCUGCUCAUAAAGAAUGUUUAGAGAGUGAAAGAAAAAAAUGCCUAAAAGAUUUAGCACCAGCAAAUCAAGAACCCAAAGAUCAUAACAGUGAACUGGCAUCUUUAGGAGAAGGCGGCGAGAGUGGAAUUAUAACUCAUGAGAAGUCUGUCGUGUUUUCCAUUUUAGAAAAUUGCCUGUGUUUAAUCGUACGUCAGCUGCCGCAGAUAAGUCCGGCACUUGCGAGUAGUACCGGGACCGUUGUUCAGAACUCGAAAUGUAACAAGCAGUUUACUACCAAUACUGCACCAUUAGUAACUUCAGCGUUGAAGGUCUUAGUGCAGCUGCCUAAUUUAUGUUCCUAUUCCGCUUCUUCUAGUGUUGCUUCUGUUGUUCUUCAUUUGAUCGUGGGUGUCCUUAAACAAUUUUCGACAGAAUCUCUGGAGAAGUAUCAGUCAUUUUUAGACAACACGUUAGAAUGUUUGCAAGAUCUGUGUUCCAAUCCUUUAGCCAGGAAUAAUGCUUGUAAAAAGGAAUGGGUUGGUUUACUUCAAAGUGGUUUAGCUCAUAUUAGUUACUUUUCAAAACCUGGUGUAAACUUGACAGAAACUGACAAGUUGAUUUCAAUUCUGGCAAUAACCAUUUACAUUACUUCCACCCCUAAAGAAGUGGUCUGUGUUCCAAAUUUGCGUCAACACUGCAUCAACACCUUCACUCAUGCACUUCAACAAGACGGCACUCUGCUUCAACUCAAAGCCAUAUCAUCUCUAAGAUCCAUAUUUGCCCUGCCAGAUAACGCCGUAUCUGGACCGUACAUAAAUGCGUUGUGUCCAAAGUUAAUAGAAAUGAUUGGUCAAUUUACGACGGAGCUUUCAACACUUAUUAGUUUCUCCUCUGCGAAAGUUGCUGCCAUCAAAGAAUUGAUUCAAACAAUGAAGGUCUUGGUGGAUAUUGCAGCUAAUGAUAAAAAGCUUCUGAUUGUGGGCUUGUAUAUUCCAACCCUCGUAAACCUCUUGAUUGAGCCAGAAUCCUCGCAGAAAUCAUCUCCGGAAAAAAAUGCAGUUCACUCUUGUGCUUUACAACAACUCAUGAAAAUCGGACCUCAAUAUCCCCAAGAAUUCCGUACAGUGGUGAGCAGAAAUUUACGCCUGAAGACUAAAUUAGAGACUUGUAUUCGUGCGGCUCAAACGGGGACAGAUACGAACAGGGACCCUUCGGGUGAAAACGGAUCUCAAUCGAACGCGAGAGUAGCUUCACCUGCGAUAAAACUGAAGACUGAUUUCAGUAAUUUCACCGGAUAAUGCGUAUGUUUAGUGCUACGGAAGUAGCGAUGAGUCAUUCUCGAGUAAGUUUAGUUCUUCCGAGUCAGUCGUAAAAACCUUUCAGCUGUAUUUUGAAAUAUGCUACUUGAUGUUCUGUGAAUAUUCAACUAAAACCACAGGAGAAGUAUUUGUAAGUACUUAUACAGUUACUGCAAGACAAAU
Uloborus diversus is the source of this 6318-nucleotide messenger RNA. Its product is annotated as HEAT repeat-containing protein 5B-like. The transcript is spliced from 37 exons. Gene Ontology annotation, cellular component: endocytic vesicle; membrane; Golgi apparatus. Gene Ontology annotation, biological process: intracellular protein localization; retrograde transport, endosome to Golgi; endocytosis. Lineage: Eukaryota; Metazoa; Arthropoda; Arachnida; Araneae; Uloboridae. Gene Ontology annotation, molecular function: protein binding. The record is from RefSeq and is a predicted model, not a curated record. Bases 1 to 6135 code for a protein of 2044 amino acids.